This is a messenger RNA of Larimichthys crocea (large yellow croaker), 2975 nucleotides long. It is a transcript of the gene chrna5, whose product is annotated as cholinergic receptor, nicotinic, alpha 5. Gene Ontology annotation, biological process: monoatomic ion transmembrane transport. Gene Ontology annotation, cellular component: postsynaptic membrane. The record is from RefSeq and is a predicted model, not a curated record. Gene Ontology annotation, molecular function: transmembrane signaling receptor activity; acetylcholine-gated monoatomic cation-selective channel activity. The transcript has 8 exons. Lineage: Eukaryota; Metazoa; Chordata; Actinopteri; Sciaenidae. The coding region runs from base 307 to 1737 and encodes 476 amino acids.
GAGGGGGAGUCUGGUAGUCAGGGAAAUGGGGCGGGCUCUGAAGGAAGAGGAGGAGGAGAUCAGUGCACGUUGCCUGUGCACAAUUGGAAGCAACAGAGAGGGAAGCAGCAUCUGUAUGAGGAGAGAGAAGGAACCUGCAUAGAAUGGAGGAGCGCUACAGCAGCACUGUCGCUGUCGUCAAGACUCCCACUGCUUCAACCACCACCACCACCACUAUGAGUCUGGCUUGUGUGUUAAUGGAAGAGACUUAGAUCAGCCCUGUGAUGCCAGAGGAACCAGCUGUGUGGAUCCAGUGCCACCUCUGAUAUGAUGCUGAGAGCAGGAGGUGCAGCCACCUCUCUCGCACUGCUGCUGCUGCUGCCGUUGCUGUGCUGCUGUCACCUGUGCCACUCACUACGAGUUCCAAAACUCUCCUCCUAUGCAAAAGCAGAGGACAAGCUGUUCAAAUACCUUUUUGGAAACUACCAGAAAUGGGUUCGCCCGGUGGAAUACCUAAACCAGACGAUCCGUGUGAAGUUUGGACUGGCCAUUUCACAGCUAGUUGAUGUGGAUGAGAAAAAUCAGCGAAUGACAACCAAUGUGUGGAUGAAACAGGAGUGGAUUGACAUGAAACUCAGAUGGAACCCUGAUGACUAUCUGGGCAUCACAAUUAUCCGAGUCCCAUCUGACAGGAUCUGGCUCCCUGACGUUGUACUGUAUGACAAUUCAGAUGGGCGUUUUGAGGGUACAGUCACCAAGGCUGUUGUUAAGUAUGAUGGAACCAUAUCAUGGACACCUCCUGCCAAUUACAAGUCAGCCUGCACCAUUGAUGUCACCUUCUUCCCUUUUGACCUUCAGAACUGUUCAAUGAAGUUUGGCUCCUGGACAUAUGAUGGCUCCCAGGUGGACAUCAUUCUGGAGGACUUCCAUGUAGACAAGCGGGACUAUUUUGACAACGGUGAAUGGGAGAUAGUGAAAGCCACCGGCAGUCGUGGUCUGAGGACAGACAGCAGUUCUACCUAUCCCACCAUCACUUACUUCUUCAUCAUCCGCAGGCUGCCUCUUUUCUACACCCUCUUCCUAAUCAUCCCUUGCAUUGGCCUGUCCUUCCUCACGAUCCUUGUCUUCUAUCUGCCCUCCAAUGGCGGUGAGAAGAUCUCUCUUUGCACCUCAGUCCUGGUGUCACUCACAGUUUUCCUCCUGGUCAUUGAGGAGAUCAUCCCCUCCUCUUCGAAGGCCAUCCCUCUCAUCGGGGAAUACCUGGUCUUCACCAUGAUUUUUGUCACGCUCUCCAUCAUCAUCACUGUCUUUGCCAUCAAUAUCCACCAUCGCUCCUCUUCCACACAUCACGGUAUGGCUCCCUGGGUGAGGAGGAUUUUCCUGCAUCGGCUGCCCAAGCUGCUGUGCAUGCGCAGCCAUGUGGAUCGUUACGCCACAGCUGGAGUGUCCAGAACAGGAGGAGUAGGAGGACUGGGUAUGAUGAAGGACUCAGCCCCUGAACUGACACCUCUCCUCUACACCAGACAUAACUUACAAGCAGCUUUGGAUUCUAUUCGCUACAUAACCAGCCAUGUUGUUAAAGAAAAUGAGGUCAGAGAGGUGGUACAGGACUGGAAGUUUGUAGCCCAGGUCCUGGAUCGGAUGUUUCUUUGGGCCUUCCUCUUGGUGUCAACCCUGGGCUCUGCUCUCCUCUUCAUCCCAGUUAUUUACAAAUGGGCCAACAUCAUCGUCCCUAACCAUGGUGGAAGUACCCUCUAAGAACAUUUAACUAAGAACAAAUGGAGGCAGUGCAAAUUAACAGCUCGUUAUGGCUUUUCUUCGAGAUGUGACAGACUGUGAUUCUGAGAUUACCACUCAGAUACAGUCUUGCUCUGCUUAUUCAGUCACUCUGUAAACUACAGCUGUGCCAGAGAUCAAGCUGCAGAAUUUAGGAUCUUUGCUGAAUACAUCUCACAGAGACAUGAUUUUUCGUCUCCGUGAGAUUGAAGUUGAUUGAUAGAGAUUGAAAUAUGUCUUUCUGAGUUAAAAGAUAAAUUAAGAGACUCAAGUGAUAUACUACAUAUGAUAAGAAAGUGCAUUUUGCCCACAUCUCUCACAUCAAUAAACUUAAAUGCAUUCAUUUCACCGAUUAUACUGGCAUUGAAGAGUGGAGAUUCAUCAUUCAGUCUGGUAGCGAUUUUAUAGAUAGGAAUGGAAAAAUAACUUGUUGACAACAACAAUGUUAACAAUGUGUUAAAAAUGUUUAUGCAGUUUACAGGACACAGUGAUAAUUACCAGUUCAGUUCAGUUUAAUUCAUUACACAUUUAUGUGCAAGCAUAUGGCAGCUCGACACCCGGAUCAACGCAGGAAAAAACCCUCAUUCAUAGUUUACAUACUACUCUUUGUCUUUGUCUUGCUGUCUUCUAUCUAUAGUGUUUAGAAAGAUGACCACUUUAUCUGUGGCAUAAUUCAAAUAAAAGUGAUAGUUCAACUUUGCUUUUCUGUAAUUCUAGUUUCAGAAAUCUCCCUUACAAAUCAGCAACAGUAUGAACAGUCUACAGUCUAAAAGACCUGUAUGAUUUCUAUGUAAAUUCUACUAAAAGAAGAGAGGUGAAGGGACUUUCUUGUCAGGACUUGAAUUUCAUCCUGGGGAAAAAUUCCACAUUGUUUUGCUGUAAGAUGAUCCUUGACAAGAGCUCAGUAGAGAGCUAUUGUGGCUUCAGUUUGCAUUUAGCAGUACUGUUGCUAAGACCAUAUAAACUGAGAGAAAGUCAAAACCAAAACCAGAGUGUAUAGAGACUGAGAGAAGAUCAAGAGUUUGAGAGGUCAAGACCAGGUUAAAACCAAGACCAAGACUAAGGUCAAACACUAUGAAUCCUACUUAGGUAGAUACUUGAUGGCAGCUGUAUCAGCCAAAACCGAUCAUUGAUCACUGGUACUAUUUGAAGCUAUUAUGUUGUGUAGCAUUGUUUAAUAAAAUAUUAAAUACAAUUAAAAAAUGUAGUAGUAUCCUGAA